Drosophila yakuba is the source of this 3145-nucleotide messenger RNA. Its product is annotated as feline leukemia virus subgroup C receptor-related protein 2. Bases 450 to 1898 code for a protein of 482 amino acids. The transcript is spliced from 11 exons. Gene Ontology annotation, cellular component: membrane. NCBI's taxonomy places the organism in Eukaryota, Metazoa, Arthropoda, Insecta, Diptera, Drosophilidae. Gene Ontology annotation, biological process: heme export; transmembrane transport. The record is from RefSeq and is a predicted model, not a curated record. Gene Ontology annotation, molecular function: heme binding; heme transmembrane transporter activity.
GCAAUAGGAUUCCAGUAGUCCUGUUCAGCGAUUCCUCCCCAAAGUAUUGGUCCUUAGAGAAGCAAAGGCCGAGGCAGCAGCAGCAGUAUCCGCAGAAAAGGAGGCAACUUUUGCAGUGCAGAGCAAAUAUUUAAAGUGCCCAACUGAAGGCUCUGCUGUAAAGGACGGUAACUCAUUUUGGCGCGCCAAGCGAAGAUAUCCGGCUAUAUCCUGCAUCCUGCCAGGUAGAUUGAAAAGCGCGAGGAAAGGGGCUUGAGGCAAGGAACCGCUUUUGAACAUCAGCUUUAAGCUAUCACAACUGCCCGAAAGAACAGAAGCUCAUCGACACCACCGAUCAGGAAAUCGCUGCCACAGAACCACCGCCCACUAGCACCACCUGUCCCAGCUGCCAGUAACACCUCCCUCCACCACCCACCACCCAACGCACACAAGCCACCAGCGCCCGCUAGAUGGAUCUGAAGCACAGUGCGGGUGGAGCUGGCGAUAACAGCGAGACCUUCAUAGCCACCAGCAAGUCCACAGACAUGAUCACGCCCAAGGAGAAGGAGGGCAAGGGGGUCAAGGCGGUGGGUGGGCCAAACCCUCCAGCCGAAGGCUACAAAGUAUACGCCCGACGCUGGGCGGUGCUCAUCCUCUUUGUGUUCUACUCAUCCUCGAAUGCCAUGCAGUGGAUACAAUACACCAUCAUCAACAACAUAAUAACCCGCUACUACGGCAUCAGCGACAAGUGGGUGGACUGGACGUCCAUGAUUUAUAUGAUCCUGUACAUACCGCUCAUUUUCCCCGGCAGUUGGUUUUUGGACAAAGUGGGUCUUCGCAUCACCGCCCUGGUUGGAAUCGUGGGCACUUGUGUGGGGGCCUGGAUCAAGGUGUUCUCGGUGGACCCGUCGCUCUUCUAUGUGAGCUUCAUCGGCCAGUCGAUCGUGGCCUUGGCCCAGGUGUGCAUCCUGUCGCUGCCCGCGCGAUUGGCUGCCGUGUGGUUUGGUCCGGACCAGGUGUCCUCGGCCACCAGCGUGGGAGUCUUUGGCAACCAGUUGGGCGUGGCCGUGGGCUUCGUGCUGCCUCCUAUGCUGGUGCCCAACUCACCGGAUCUCGAGACGGUGGGCAGUGAUCUGCAGAUGAUGUUCUAUAUGGUGGCCGGACUCACCUCCAUCCUGCUCGUCCUAAUGGUGAUAUUUUUCCAGGACAAGCCACCCACUCCGCCAUCCGCCGCACAGGAGGCAGCCCAACUCUUGGAGAGUUCCGGAGCGGAGCAAGUCAGCUUCAUGCAGUCGCUGAAGAACCUGAUGACCAACCGAAACUUCAUCUUCCUGCUCCUCUCCUACGGCAUCAAUGUGGGCGUCUUUUACGCCAUUUCCACGCUCCUGAAUCCGGUGGUGCUGAAGUAUUAUCCCGGCCACGAGGUGGACGCCGGACGUAUUGGCCUUAGCAUUGUGCUAGCCGGGAUGCUGGGCUCCGUGGUAUCGGGCAUUGUGCUGGAUAAAACGCACAAGUUCAAGGAAACGACGCUGGCGGUCUACGCGCUAUCAAUGGUGGGCAUGUGGAUCUUCACCUUCACCUUGGACACAGGGCACAUAGCGGUGGUCUAUCUGACGGCAUCGCUCCUCGGCUUCUUUAUGACUGGUUACCUGCCUGUGGGCUUUGAAUUCGGAGCCGAGCUGACCUUCCCGGAGCCGGAGGGCACCUCCUCCGGACUGCUCAACGCCUCUGCCCAAACCUUCGGCAUAUGCUUCACGCUCUUCUACUCGGAGCUGUUCACCACGUUUGGCGACAUAGCCGCCAACAUAACCAUGGCCGUAAUGCUGAUCGUGGGCACGAUAAUCACGGCCAUCACCCAGUCGGAUCUGCGGCGCCAGAACGCCCAGGUGCCGGCGGCCAGCGGCGCUGGAAACCCAUAGGAAACUUAGGCCGAUACGGCGACAGUCUUUUAUGUAUAGUAUUCUACGCAUAUCGUUUUACUGAUUAAUUUAUUUGAUUGUUUACGUUUACUGUACAUUCCGUUGUAGUCUUAAGUGUUGAAUUUUAAAAUGUUCAUUAAAGGUGCAUAGCAACAUAGACACGAACAAGAACAAGAACACGACACGCACACACGCACAUACCAAAUAUGAGUAAGCUUAGGCAGUUAUUUUUUCAAUUUUAUAUUGGCCACCGAUUACGGUUUAGUGCUUAGGUUAGAUGAAUCUAAAUUCAGCAGCCCCGAAACUUGCAUCGAAAUUGAGCUUUAUCUUUGUGUUGCCACUGCACCACCAACCACCAACCACAGCCAAGCCACACAGUACAGACAAGUGUUACAUAUAUGGAAAUAUGCCCAGUAUUAUACCCCUAAUAUUCUAGCGAACGUUGACAGUUUUAUUGCUAAACGGAGUAUCCAAAGCAGUUUGAGGCGGUGUAUCCGAAUCCAGCGAAUGCAUUACCGAACAGUAGCUGCUCUCGUCUUCGAUUGUUCCCUCCUUCCGCCACAGAGUGUGUACAUAAUACAUAAUAUGCAUAAUUGUAUUCCGAACCCGAUCCACCGAGGGCGCUGCUACUGUUGUACAAAGCACAAGUAUAUCCUGCAUAUCUGGCAAACUGUAAUAUUUUGGAGGAUUUACAACAAACAGCAGAUUCAAGUCAAAAUAUAUAUACAUACCUAUACGAAAUAUAUAUAGAAUAUCUAUACAUUUGAUAGCGUUGUGAACUAGAGGAAACCCACACUAAACACUCCGCCGACGGCAAUGCGUAAUCCACUUUUGUAGAUAGCCUUUAGGCCGACGGCCAAGUGACAAACGUAAGGAAGUUAUGAAGUUAUCUUCGACUUAAAGUCAAUUCAGAUGGCCAAGGAGCAGACACACUGAACUACCUGACAUGAACCACCUACACAGUACAGAAAACCGCGCGAGACGUUUAUCUCAAACGGAUCGGAUGCGGAACCACCUGGUGCCGAAGCCGAGAUAAGCACUAGAACAACCGGCGUCGUGAUAACACGCUAGCUUUAACUCUCACUUGUUGUUAGAUUCCGAAUGGUCAGAGAUAGAAAGAUAGUUAACACGCGGAAGCCACGUAGCGAUUUCUUCAUAACCAAGAGUUCUUGCAAAUCGAUAUAUGUGAAUGUAAAUGUGUACGUGUAUAAAAGUAUUCAAUAAAAUAUUAAAUAAUCAGUGUCUAA